AUGCGCCGGUUACGUCUUCCAAAGAGCUGCUUCAGCCUCUAUGGUAACGUGGCCAAGCGAACUCAUGUACCAUGGCAAUAUGACCGCCAAUUCUCGGUAUCGAGGUCGACCUAUAACUUGACACCGUUCACACGACGGAUUUUCAAACUUCCCUCUCCACCGUCGCCGUCCUCCCGGCAACACGACGACCUCCAAUCGUUUCUUUCCUACGCUGAGCGGACAGGUCUACCCUCCACAAGUACCGUCUACGUCGGUACUCACUACGAGUACUCGGUGCUCCAAAGUCUGCGAAAAUACGCUUUCGCACUACAUCGGAUUGGUGGCCGAGAUGACGCCGGAAUAGACUUAGUCGGGACAUGGCAUCUGCCUGAACGAGAGGGACAACGUGCGCUCCGUGUUUUGACUCAAUGCAAAGCUCUCAAAACGAAGCUGGGACCAAAUAUUGUCCGUGAGCUAGAGGGGGCUUUACGACAGGCCCCUGUCGGCUGGCGCACAGAUCAAACUGUGGGGAUACUGAUGAGCCCUCGCGAAGCCACCAAGGGAGUGCGAGAUGCGCUAGCACGAAGUCAAUUUCCGCUCUUUUGGAUGAUGCUUGAGCUGGAUGGUACGCUGAAACAAGUGCUUUGGAAUGCGCGUGCCGAACAGCUUGGCCUAGGAGCCUUGGGGGUGGAAACGCAAUAUGGCAAUGCCACGGAAACAGGCCGAACGAGGGAGAUCGCUUUGACCUGGAAUGGCAAAGACAUUCCAGACAUGGAUUGCGUAGAGAAGCGCUUACUUGAGCAGGAACACCAGUGGCUUCAAUCAUGGACUGUUGACCCGUCAAUAAAGAAGGACGCGUUGUUGGAUAGUGUUGAGAAGAUCUUCCCAGACGCGAUGCCAGAACUGCAAGCAGACCACUUUGUAUCAGCCGCUGACCGGACGAGAAUUCUACAAUCUCUGCGCAAAGAACUGGAUUCAAAGCACCUAUCGGAGAAGGAAAAUGCUUGA
Molecule: messenger RNA, 987 nt
Organism: Penicillium diatomitis
Lineage: Eukaryota; Fungi; Ascomycota; Eurotiomycetes; Eurotiales; Aspergillaceae
Exons: 1
Coding region: 1-987 (328 amino acids)
Cellular component (GO): mitochondrion
Molecular function (GO): nucleic acid binding
Source: RefSeq, a predicted model, not a curated record